Molecule: messenger RNA, 1290 nt
Organism: Closterium sp. Yama58-4
Lineage: Eukaryota; Viridiplantae; Streptophyta; Zygnematophyceae; Desmidiales; Closteriaceae
Source: the annotation of a GenBank genome assembly
AUGCCACAUGCCUCACUCCAUAUCACGGUGCAGGGCCAGCGGCUGAUGAUGAUGGGCACGGCAGACGCUGCUCCAGUGGCGCCCGCCCAGGCAGUGGUGUUUGUGGAGGACCUGCCGGAGGAGGAGCAGGAGGCCGCCGCGCAGGUGAGCAUGGAAGGGGGGAUUGGGUGCCUGCCGGAGGAGGAGCAGGAGGCUGCCGGGCAGGUGAGCAGAGAAAAAGCCGGGAACAAGGACAGGGUGAGGCGAGCAGACGUGGGGCUGGUUGUAUUGCCACCCUGCAAGGCGCGAGGAGCACACACUCGCCCAGCCCAGGCGGUGGUGUUCUCUCACUGUCUCCUUGAGGACCUUCUGAAAGGGACGUGGGAGGCCGCUGCUGGCAGGUGCGUGCCGACUGGGGAGAGAGGCUUUAAGAAGGAGUGGUCAGCGGGGUUGGAGAAUCUGGGCAACACGUGCUACAUGAACGCCACGCUGCAGUGCCUCCACUCCGUGCCGCCCCUGCGCUCCGCCCUCGCGCAGUACGCCCCAUCGAGCGGCAUAGAGGCGGACAGCUCUCACCGCCUGGCGCUGGCAGCGAGGGACCUCUUUGGGGAGCUGGAAAAGUCACGCCGCCCCGUCACUCCCCUGCGCUUCCUCAUGGUCAUUGCCUCUCUUCCAUCCACCCCUCCCCCCAAGUUCCCCUUUCACUCCCAUCUCUUCGUCCCUGCACUUUCUCCAAAUGCUCCUUCUACACUUACCCCUCUGCUCCCCCGCUUCCCCACGCCCCCUCUCCUGUCCCCCUUUCCUAGCUCACUCAUCUGUUCUUCCCCCCACCUCCACUGUCUCGCUGCACCCUCUCUGCCCCCUUUGUGGCGUGCAGCUGCUGCGGCAAAGAUUCCCGCAGUUUGCUCAGCAGGGGGAGCAUGGCGCGUACAUGCAGCAGGUGAGGUGACAUGGGAGCAUGGGACAGCAUCACAUGCAGCAGGUGAGGUGACAUGGGAGCAUGGGACAGCAUCACAUGCAGCAGGUGAGGUGACAUGGGAGCAUGGGACAGCAUCACAUGCAGCAGGUGAGGUGACAUGGGAGCAUGGGACAGCAUCAAAUGCAGCAGGUGAGGUGACAUGGGAGCAUGGGACAGCAUCACAUGCAGCAGGUGAGGUGACAUGGGAGCAUGGGACAGCAUCACAUGCAGCAGGUGAGGUGACAUGGGAGCAUGUGACAGCAUCACAUGCAGCAGAUGAGGUGACAUGGGAGCAUGGGACAGCAUCACAUGCAGCAGGUGAGGUGUGUGAGAAAGAAGAAUUGUUGCACUGA